CCUGCCCGCCCCCUUCCUUCUCGUCUACGGUCUCUGAGGCGUCACUGCCGCCAUGCCGAAGCUCAGCAAAGAGGCGAAACAGCGGCUACAGCACCUCUUCAAAGGGGGCCAGUUCGCUAUCCGCUGGGGCUUCAUCCCUGUGGUGCUCUAUCUAGGUUUUAAGAGAGGUGCAGAUCCUGGAAUGCCUGAGCCCACCCUUCUGAGUCUGCUUUGGGGAUAAAGGAUUUAACCACAGCAUUUUGGAAGCAGCUGCUGAAGAUGAAUACAUUCCAGAUGCUAGAAAGGACACUUGUGCUAUGCUACUGGCCGGCUGUUUCCUGAGAACACAUAAUACAUUUAGAACACAAUGGAAUUUCUUUCAAUCUAAUUUAUGUCACAUUUCUUUUACUUCUGUUGGAAUAAAUAUUUAAUCUGAAA
Molecule: messenger RNA, 417 nt
Organism: Elgaria multicarinata webbii
Lineage: Eukaryota; Metazoa; Chordata; Lepidosauria; Squamata; Anguidae
Gene: TOMM7
Product: translocase of outer mitochondrial membrane 7
Exons: 3
Coding region: 53-220 (55 amino acids)
Biological process (GO): protein import into mitochondrial matrix
Cellular component (GO): mitochondrial outer membrane translocase complex
Source: RefSeq, a predicted model, not a curated record